Molecule: messenger RNA, 279 nt
Organism: Clonostachys rhizophaga
Lineage: Eukaryota; Fungi; Ascomycota; Sordariomycetes; Hypocreales; Bionectriaceae
Source: the annotation of a GenBank genome assembly
AUGACACUCCUCAGCAACGUCAGCUCGCCUCUCAUCCAAGAGGCACUGUCCCAGCCGAUGUCCAUUUUGGACCUCUUCCUUCCUGGUUUCUCAAACAUCACCAAUGCUGCCAGUCAGGUCCUGAAUGGCAACAUGUCUGGCUACACCCAGCUAAUGUGCCUCUUUGCACUGGCUGCGUUGUUGAAACCAUAUGUAUUUCGAUUCAUAGAUUGGUUCAUUGAUCACUUCAGACCCGGGCUCACCUCUACAAGCAUCGACUCUCCGGAUCAAACGCUAUGA